AUGGCGUAUCCUCUGCCGACAGACACACAUUUCGAAACGUACUACCCUCCGGCAAAUGGUAACCCUUGCACUAGCCACGCAGAGAUUCUUGCAUUUGUCCCUACGACUGGUUUGGGCGUGUACAGUACCGCAGGAUCGUUUACGAAGACUAUCUCGCAUGAUACUGGAAACAUUGCGGUACAACCGGAUUCAGGCCCAGUGGGGCAAAGGAAUCCUCUCGGCUAUGCGGGUAGCGCUGAAGGAGGCAACAACGGCUCGUUCCUUGGCCUUGGAUGCAACUUCACGGGCAAUAAUCCCAUCUCCGGCAGUUACACAAGCAAUUCUCCCCGCGAGGGCCUUAUUUCCUUUGUACCACCAAGUAUUGGCGGCAACGUACCUCAGGAUAUUCCCUCUGCGGGCGCUUUGUUGGACAAGGAGAAGAAAUUACGCAGACGCGCUCAAAACCGUGCCGCACAACGUGCGUUCAGAGAGCGCAAGGAGCGCUACACUGCAGAAUUGGAACAACGGGCCAAGGAAACCGAGGCGCGGUGGAACAACCUACAGCAGGAGAACGAAAGACUACGAUCCGCUAUCACCUCCCUGCAAGCAGCAAUUUCGUCACUCUAG
Molecule: messenger RNA, 606 nt
Organism: Lasiodiplodia theobromae
Lineage: Eukaryota; Fungi; Ascomycota; Dothideomycetes; Botryosphaeriales; Botryosphaeriaceae
Product: BZIP transcription factor
Exons: 2
Coding region: 1-606 (201 amino acids)
Cellular component (GO): RNA polymerase II transcription regulator complex
Molecular function (GO): DNA-binding transcription activator activity, RNA polymerase II-specific; transcription cis-regulatory region binding
Source: RefSeq, a predicted model, not a curated record